AUGACCUCCUCCUCAGACGCUUCUCGUGAGGGGCGGGGAAUGGAGGCGGAGGAGGAGGAAAUAGAGGAAGACGACUAUCCUCACCACACGUGGGAUCAAUCUCCCUCAACCGCCUCCACCUCAUCCUCCUCUUCCAUGACCGCUCGUGCCAGUACACAUUUAACCGCACCCAAUCGUAAGGGGGAGGAGGAGGAAGAAAAUCUGGAAAGCGUUCACGCUUCGGGUCACUCAGCCAAGGACAACUGUCCCUGUGUGGAAUGCUCCACCCUAAAGUUCGCUCAAGCCAUUCCGCUGAAGAGUACCCACUUCUUCGAACGCACUUGGCGCGAGGAGGCUGUUGACUACGAGGCGCGUUUCCUCGGUCACUGCAACGUCACCACGGACAUUAAGGAAGCCAACUUCUUUGGCGGCGAUGGUCAGUUCAUCGUGGCGGGCUCGGACUGCGGAAGCAUGUUCAUCUGGGACAGACAGACCACCAACAUUGUACGUAUUCUUCAGGCGGACAGUGCAACUGUAAAUUGUGUCCAACCGCACCCCUCUCUCUGCCAGAUCGCCAGCUCAGGUAUCGACAACGUCAUCCGCCUCUGGUCACCGCUUCCUGAGGUUCGUUCAAUAUCUCUCCUUCGCAUAUUCUCGCUUCCCUCUUAA
Molecule: messenger RNA, 648 nt
Organism: Dibothriocephalus latus
Lineage: Eukaryota; Metazoa; Platyhelminthes; Cestoda; Diphyllobothriidea; Diphyllobothriidae
Source: the annotation of a GenBank genome assembly